Arabidopsis lyrata subsp. lyrata is the source of this 1143-nucleotide messenger RNA. RefSeq names its product mitochondrial amidoxime reducing component 2. Lineage: Eukaryota; Viridiplantae; Streptophyta; Magnoliopsida; Brassicales; Brassicaceae. Gene Ontology annotation, molecular function: pyridoxal phosphate binding; catalytic activity; molybdenum ion binding. The record is from RefSeq and is a predicted model, not a curated record. The transcript is spliced from 8 exons. Bases 24 to 1016 code for a protein of 330 amino acids.
GAAAUUCUAAUAAAUGUAAGAUUAUGUUCGUCGGGAGGAGUCAACGCCAAAAAGAAGAGAUGGAGAAUGCUUUGUCGCCGUCGUUGUUACCGUCGCCGGCAAGUGAAGUUGCUGCGAGAGUAUCGUCUUUGUUCGUUUAUCCGAUCAAAUCAUGUAAAGGAAUUUCUUUGUCUCAGGCAGCUCUCAGUCCCACCGGAUUUCGAUGGGAUCGAAACUGGUUGAUUGUGAACUCUAAAGGAAGAGGAUUGACUCAAAGAGUGGAACCCAAGCUUUCGUUGAUUGGAGUAGAGAUGCCUGAGCAUGCGUUUGGAGAAGACUGGGAGCCUGAGAAGAGCUCUAACAUGGUGGUGAGAGCUCCUGGUAUGGAUGCCCUUAAGGUCUCCCUAGCUAAACCCGACAAAAUAGCAGACGGUGUCUCAGUUUGGGAGUGGUCUGGCUCCGCACUAGAUGAAGGAGAAGAAGCAUCUCAGUGGUUUACAAACUUUGUUGGGAAGCCUUGUCGACUUGUUCGUUUUGAUUCAGCCUCUGAGACUAGGCCUGUGGAUCCAAAUUAUGCUCCUGGUCACAUUGCGAUGUUCUCGGAUAUGUAUCCAUUCUUGCUUAUAUCACAGGGUUCGCUUGAUUCCCUGAAUAAGCUUCUCAAGGAGCCUGUACCAAUCAACCGAUUUAGACCCAACAUCUUUGUUGAUGGAUGUGAACCAUUUGCUGAAGACUUAUGGACAGAGAUCCUUAUAAACGGUUUCACCUUUCACGGUGUGAAACUAUGCUCCCGUUGCAAGGUACCAACGAUUAAUCAAGAAACUGGUAUUGGAGGUCAAGAGCCGAUUGAGACUCUGAGGAAUUUCAGGUCAGACAAAGUUUUACAGCCAAGGAGGAAACCACAGGGAAAGAUAUACUUUGGGCAGAACAUGGUUUGGAAAGAUGGAUUCGGCGAUGGAAUAGGCAAAACAAUUGAAAUUGGUGAUUCCGUUGUUGUCCUUGGAAAACUCUCCUCUCCUGCUAAAGCAGCAACUUGAAAGAGCUUAGUUACUUGCUCCAAGAAACUUGCAGCUUGUUAUAAAUAUAUAAUUGUGAAUCUCUCUCUCUUAUUCUUUCACGAGAACUGUGACCACUUUUAUCAGACACCACAUUUGACCCCCAAAA